UUGCCCUCUCCCAUAAUCACACUCCAAACACACAUAACUAACUAGCUACUCACUCUCUCUAAUCUCAAUGGCUCACAUGGCAAGUGUUGUGCCGUUUCUACUUCUAACCACCAUUUGCCUUUGCAACCUCCUAAACUGUCCUCUCCCAGCAAGUGCAAUCUCCAACUGUAACGGCCCGUGCACAACCCUUGAUGACUGCAGCGGCCAACUCAUUUGCAUCAACGGCAAGUGCAAUGACGACCCCGACGUCGGAACCCACACCUGCGGCGGCAGUGGCCCUCCACCACCACCACCACCAUCACCAAGCGGCGACACGUGCAAGUCCUCCGGCAACCUGAACUGCAAGGGGAAAUCAUACCCUCAAUUCAGGUGCUCUCCGCCAGUCUUGUCAUCCACGCAAGCCUUACUCACGUUGAACGAUUUCAGCGAAGGCGGCGACGGAGGAGCAGCGUCCGAGUGCGACGAGAAGUUCCACGACAGCUCGGAGCGAGUGGUGGCGUUGUCCACAGGGUGGUACAACAGAGGGUCGAGGUGCGGAAAGAAGAUUAGGAUCACCGCCAGGAACGGGAGGAGCACGACGGCGAAAGUGGUGGACGAGUGUGACUCCGUGAAUGGGUGUGAUGAGGAGCACGCCGGUCAACCACCUUGCCGCAAGAACAUCGUGGAUGGAUCCCAAGCGGUGUGGGAUGCACUGGGGUUAGAUGGAGACGUGGGAGAAGAGCAAGUUACUUGGUCCAUGUCGUCUGGACUAUCGGGUACACAAGAAGGAGAAGCUUUCAUUGCAUAAGUAAAAGCUAGUUAAAGCUUGAUGGGCGUUGUAAUUUGUUUGCUUUCUUCAAUAAUUUCCCUUUUUAAUUUGUUUGUCUAGUCUAGUAGUAGUACUUAACACAUACAUAGAGGUUAAUUCAUCCCUCUAUGUAAGGGAUAAAUUUGUAUCAACUGAAUCCAGACAGCAGUUUUGCGCUCAAUUCGGUUCAGCCACACUUUUACUAGUUUAUUGCUUUUUAUGUAACCACGAGUUUGUAAUUGGUUAACUUAUUUAAUGGGAAUGGUGCAAAUUAUUUAAGGAA
Messenger RNA from Lotus japonicus, 1070 nucleotides. RefSeq names its product kiwellin-like. The transcript has a single exon. Bases 68 to 787 code for a protein of 239 amino acids. The record is from RefSeq and is a predicted model, not a curated record. Lineage: Eukaryota; Viridiplantae; Streptophyta; Magnoliopsida; Fabales; Fabaceae.